AUGCCUCUCCGACCACUGCAGCUAGUCCAGGCCAUCGUGGCGCUGUGUCUCAUCCUCUCGCUGCUGCGCCAGCCCAUCCCCUCCACCGCAGCAGCAACCGACCUCCUCAUCCCCCAAACAAUCCACCACCUCCUCCUCUCCAUGCCCAACCACCCCGUCUCCGCCUUCCGUCCCUCCCAGCACACCAUCUCCUGGCAGCAAUCCGGCUGGAAGAUCGAGUACUGGACCGAGGCGGCGUGCGCCGAACUCGCGCGCGCCACCGACCCGUCGUCCGGCCGCUACGCCGCCGCGCUGGCCGCCCUGCCCUCCGCCGUCCUGAAAUCGGACUUCUGUCGCUAUCUGAUCCUGUACGCGCGGGGCGGCGUGUACAAUGAUCUGGACGUGCGGCUGAUGCAGCCGUUGCCGUGGGGGGUGAUGUUGGGAGAUGAAUCGGGGGAUCAUCCUGGAGAUGGAGAUGCCCCCGGGACACCAAGGGAGAGUGGUCCCCCCGCCGCCAUCAUCGGGUUGGAAGGCGACGCCGCCACGCGCGGUCUGCCGCGGUCGCCGCAGUUCGUGCAGUGGACGAUGGUCGCGGCGCCGGGCCAUCCGAUCUUCAGGGCGGUCUUGGGGAAGAUCGUCGACCGGACGGAGGAGUAUCUCCGGCGUUUAGGGCAAGAAGAUCGCGCGCGGGUGGAACCGCCGGACGUGAUGGAGUGGACGGGCCCGAGCGUCUGGACGGAUGCCGUUCUCGAGUAUCUCGGGGCCGAUGAGGGGAUGUUGCACACCCUGCGAGACCUGCAGGAGACGCUGCGCAUCAGGGAUGUGGUGGUGUUGCCCAAGCGCGGGUUCGCCAUCACGCAGGGCGAGGACCAUCGCUCGGCGGAGGUGCUGGUCAAGCAUUAUUUCUCGGGGACGUGGAAGACACGUUGUCGGGCUACACCGCAUGAGAUGCACUUAUCCGAUAAGAUUCAAUAA
This is a messenger RNA of Aspergillus fijiensis CBS 313.89, 954 nucleotides long. RefSeq names its product putative alpha-1,6-mannosyltransferase subunit (Hoc1) (gene och4). Gene Ontology annotation, cellular component: mannan polymerase complex. Lineage: Eukaryota; Fungi; Ascomycota; Eurotiomycetes; Eurotiales; Aspergillaceae. The coding region runs from base 1 to 954 and encodes 317 amino acids. The record is from RefSeq and is a predicted model, not a curated record. Gene Ontology annotation, molecular function: alpha-1,6-mannosyltransferase activity. Gene Ontology annotation, biological process: protein N-linked glycosylation. The transcript is spliced from 3 exons.